Messenger RNA from Lithohypha guttulata, 1194 nucleotides. RefSeq lists its product as uncharacterized. The record is from RefSeq and is a predicted model, not a curated record. Gene Ontology annotation, biological process: regulation of alternative mRNA splicing, via spliceosome. The transcript has a single exon. Lineage: Eukaryota; Fungi; Ascomycota; Eurotiomycetes; Chaetothyriales; Trichomeriaceae. The coding region runs from base 1 to 1194 and encodes 397 amino acids.
AUGCCAGCUCUAGCUUUUGGUCUGAAACCUGCAAAGCCCGGACCCGGCAUCUCAAAGACACCGGUCAAGCGUAAAGCACCAUUCGUAGACCAGCAAGACGAAGCACAAGACGACAGCGACAAUGAUCAAGGCGCAUUCAGCGCUCUGCAAAAGCCCAAGCCUAAGUCCAGGGUAUUUGGUAUCACUCCGCCAGUCGAAAGACCACGUAAGUCGCCCAAGCUAAGCGACGGCAACGACGCGACCAAAUACACCAAUCUGUCCGCGCUGCGCAGUGCGAAAUUACAGGAUGAAAACGCGGCGAAACUCGAUGCAUCCGUUUACGACUAUGAUGCGGUGUACGACCAGUUCACGGCCGACAAGCAGAAGAAGAGUAACGCGACCUCGAAUGGCGAGCCAACGGUCCCGAAAUACAUGAGCAACCUCCUUGCUUCGGCGGACGUGCGCAAGCGAGAUCAGUUACGUGCAAAGGAGAAAGCACUACAACGAGAGCGAGAAGCCGAGGGCGACGAGUUCGCGGACAAGGAUAAAUUUGUGACGGGCGCGUACAAGAAGCAGCAGGAGGAGAACAAACGUCUAGAAGAGGAGGAGAGGCAGAGAGAAGAGGCGGAGGAGGAGCGUAGGCGGAAGGGUGGUGGUAUGACUGGAUUUCACAAGGACUUACUGAAGAAGGACGAGGAACGUCAGCGGACGUUGGAGGAGGCUGCGAAGGAAGCACAACAGAGGAAGGAUGAAGAGGGUGGUGGUGAGGAAGGGAACACGGAUGAGAAGACGGAGCAGAAACUUGCGGCCGAGUUGAACGAGCAAGGUGCUCAUGUUGUCGUGAAUGACGAUGGUGAGAUCGUGGAUAAGCGACAAUUACUCUCUGCAGGUCUCAAUGUUGCGCCUAAGAAGCCUGGUGUAGACCAAGUCGAGAAGAAAGCGUCAGCGCAGAAGGCGCAGGAGUGGCAGAGAUCUGCUAAGCAGCAGGAUGCAAGACUGUCACAACGAGAACGACAGUCCCGAAUGAUGGAGAGACAACUCGAGGAGAUUACUGCCAAGCAGAAUGAGAGUGAGCUUGCGGAGCGGAAGGAGGUUGAGGAAAAGAACAAGAGUAAGCUCACGGAGAACGAUAAAUUGAGUGCUAAGGAGCGGUAUCUGCAACGUAAGAAGGAGAGGGAAGAAGAAGCACAGAGAGUCAAAUCGGGUGCUGGAUAA